Molecule: messenger RNA, 1625 nt
Organism: Panthera uncia (snow leopard)
Lineage: Eukaryota; Metazoa; Chordata; Mammalia; Carnivora; Felidae
Product: putative protein FRMPD2-like
Exons: 5
Coding region: 78-995 (305 amino acids)
Molecular function (GO): protein binding
Source: RefSeq, a predicted model, not a curated record
CCUUGAGGCUGCAUGGAAGGGUGCUGGGCAAGGGCCUCCCAGAGGAGUGCUUCCUGCAGCCUCGGGAGCUCAGAGACAUGACAUCUGUCCCCCUCCCAGGUGACCGGCUCCUGCAGGUGGAUGGAGUGAGUCUGUGUGGCCUCACCCACAAGCAGGCUGUGCAGUGCCUCAAGUGUUCUGGGCAGGUUGCAAGACUGGUCUUAGAGAGAAGAGGCCCCAGGACCACACAGCAGUGUCCUUCUGUUAAUGGCAGGAUGGCAGACGGAUGCAUGGCUGUUUCCUUGGCAACAGCCUUGCCCGGCAGGCCUGCGAGCUGUGUCUCAGCGACAGAUGGUCCUAAGUUUGAAGUCACUCUGAAAAAGAAUGCCAGUGGCUUGGGAUUCAGCUUCAUGCAGAUGGAGAGAGAGAGCUGCAGCCAUCUCAAGAAUGAUCUGGUGAGAAUUAAGAGGCUUUUCCCAGGGCAGCCGGCUGAGGAGAACGGGGCCAUUGCAGUUGGUGACAUUAUCCUGGCGGUGAAUGGAAGGCCCACAGAAGGCCUCGUCUUCCAGGAGGUGCUCCAUUUACUGCGAGGGGCAUCACAGGAAGUCACGCUCCUACUUUGCCGACCCCCUCCAGGUGCACUGCCUGAGAUAGACCAGGGGUGGCAGACACCUGUGCUCUCAGCAGACAAAGAAUUCACCAGGGCAACUUGCACUGACUCUGAGCAGAGCCCGAGUCCGGAUCAAGAGGACAGCCGGAGGGACAGUGCCUCCCCAGACACAGGGGAAAGCUUGGGUCCCAGGCCCGAGUCUUUCCAAAAGGCCGCUGGCAAGGCACAAUGGGACCAGGACAUAGAGAGACCCUGGGCCACUUCCUCUAUGCGUCCUCAGGAUUCCCCCCCUCAUUUGUGCAGACUUCAGCAAGAAAUGGAUGCAUCCACAUUGGCCACCUCUUUGGAAAGGGAUAUGAGGCAAAACUGCUAUUCAGUUUGCGAUAUCAGGGGACUUGAAAGGUAAGAAUCACCACGUUCGCAGACACUUUGUAAAUGGUAUGCAUUUCAUUGCUAGAAAUUGCAAUCAGUUAAUAACUGUGUUCAGAUGCUUACUGGGCCCAGGACUCUGCUAGGCCUUUGGAGGGGAGGUGGGAAAAAAAGAAGCAUAAGAUUUGGAGUGGCUGCAACCAUAGUUUGUGAGCUUUUGGGAAAGCUACCCUCACCCCAUGGUCCCCUAGUACCCUUGGAGCCUGCGGAUGGCAGGCCUCUGUUUUUUCCCAGCACACAAACCUUUGUGGUACAUUCUGCAUGGCCUUUUAAAGCAUUGUGGUAAGAAAGAAGGUCCCUGGUAUGCAUCACCAUUUUUUAUUGCUAAUGUUACACUUUAUAGUCAACACCAGCUUAAAAAAAAUCUAUGUCUUCAAACACUAGACUGAAACGUUCAUUUUCAUAGCCCCUUUUAAAAAGUUCGUUUAUUUAUUUUGAGAGGUGGGGGCAGGAGGGGCAGAGAGAGAGGGAGGGAGAGACUCCCAAGUAGGCUCUGCACCUUCAGCUCAGAGCCCGAUGAGGGGCUCGAACCCACGAACCGUGAGAGUCAAGAGUCGAUGCUUAACCAACUGGGCCACCCAGGUGCCCCAUUAAUAGCCAUUUUAAC